GACAACACAUGGUGGACGAGCUGAUUCGACAGACGGACGGACGGACAGACGGACGGUGAAUCAUUGCUCUCAGCGGAAACAUACUGCGGGAGGAAACGUGUUGACGGAGCCGGGACACUGUUGCUGCUGGGACUCAGUCUUUCACAGACAGAGGAGGACACAAACACCGUGCAGCCUUCACCGUGCUGGUCAGCAGACACGUCCGGAGAAAGACAGAAAAACAACGUAUGUUGGUGCCGCUGCAGUGAUCUGGAGACUGCAGGAGCAGGAGGAGGAGGAGGAGGUCCGCAGGUGGACAGCAGGAUGUCUCUUCCAUGUCCCACCUGCUAUUGAAGCUCUUUGUCCCUCACUGGAACCGAAGUGACCAUGAAGGACACGGGGGAAUCGAAGGACCACCAACUCACGGUUGCGUUGAGGAUCCGACCCCUCAGUGUUGCCGAGCAAGAGGAGUCGGCUACGGUCGUGGCCCACAGAGUGGACGAGCAGAUGGUGGUUCUGAUGGACCCGAUGGAGGACCCGGAUGACAUCCUGCGUGCCAACCGCUCCAGAGAGAAAACAUACGUGUUCGACGUGGCUUUUGACUAUUUGGCCAAUCAAGAGGAGGUGUACAGAGCUACAACCAAAGGGCUCAUUGAAGGCCUCAUAUCAGGCUACAAUGCAACUGUGUUUGCCUAUGGCCCCACAGGUUGCGGGAAGACCUACACCAUGUUGGGAACAGACAAGGAGCCGGGCAUCUACGUCCGCACGUUAAAUGACCUGUUCCGUGCCAUUGAGGAGACCAGUGACGACAUGCAGUACAGCGUCUCCAUGUCAUAUUUGGAGAUCUACAAUGAAAUGAUCCGUGACCUUCUGAACCCAUCCUCUGGCUUUUUGGACCUGAGAGAAGACUCAAAGGGAGUGAUUCAGGUGGCAGGCAUCACUGAAGUGUCCACCAUUAAUGCUCAAGAAAUCAUGGAACUGCUAAUGAAGGGGAACAAACAGCGGACCCAGGAGCCCACAGCCGCCAAUCAGACGUCGUCUCGCUCCCAUGCUGUGCUGCAGGUGGCUGUCAAGCAGCAGAGCCGCUGUCGAGAUGUCCUGCAGGAGGUCCGCUUCGCACGCCUCUUCAUGAUCGACCUUGCUGGCUCCGAGCGAGCAGCACAGACCCAGAACAGGGGUCAGAGGUUAAAAGAGGGAGCCCACAUCAACCGCUCCCUCCUGGCCCUGGGCAACUGCAUCAACGCCCUGAGUGACAAAAACGGCAACAAGUAUGUCAACUACAGAGACAGCAAGUUGACUCGUCUUCUGAAGGACUCUCUGGGCGGGAACAGUCGAACCGUCAUGAUCGCUCAUAUCAGCCCUGCCUCUGUGGCUUUUGAGGAGUCUCGCAACACGCUGACCUAUGCUGAUCGUGCCAAAAGCAUUCGUACACGGGUAAAGAAGAAUCUGAUCAACGUGUCCUACCACAUUGCUCAGUACACAAACAUCAUCUCUGAUCUGCGCUGUGAGAUUCAGAGACUAAAGAAAAAGAUUGCAGAUCAGGCGAGCCGACAGGUGAACUCCGACCGAGCGGACAUCCGCCAUGUCCAGGCUGAAGUCCAGGCUCAUUCCAGCCAGAGUCGAGACGAGAUGGACAGGUUGAGGGAGCAGCUUCUGGAUGCCUUCCGUCAACAGAUGGAAAUCAGGAAGAGCUUGAUGGAGCUGGACAACAGCAACAUGGAGAUCCAGAUGGACACCUCCAAACACCUGCUGACCAUUGCAGAUUGGGAACAGGAGCGAAGUCGACGCAGGAGGAAGUGGCGUGCAGAGAGGAAGAAAGAGAGCAUGAGUAAGGAUGAAAGCGAGAAGGACUCUGACUCCCCAGAGUCUCCUCCUGACAGCACGGAGACGAGGGAAGUGGCGAUUGCCCGGGAAAAUCUAGUCGCACUUAUGGCUGAGCAGAAAAGGAUCCAUAAACAAAAGACAUUGUUGGAGCGCAGGUUUCUGGAGCUUCAAGAUCACGCCCGCCGCUUAGAGGAGCUGCUUCCUCGGCGGGUCAGCUCAGAGGAGCAGCGUGAGGUGCUGGGCCUCCUCUGCAAGGUCCACGAGCUGGAGAUCGAGAAUGCAGAGAUGCAGUCGCACGCACUACUCAAGGACAACGUCAUUCGCCAGAAGAACUUUGUGGUGCAGCGCUUUGCGCAGCACAGACACCUGUGUGAUGAGAUCAUUCAGCAGCAGAGACAGUUCAUCGAUGACCACAGUCUGCUGGUCCCCCCUCACCUUCAGGAGCUCUAUGAUAUUUACAUGAGGGAGCUGGAUGAGAGGAAGCUUGACAGAGCAAUGGCUCUGGAUAAGACUAUGACCAGCAGACACGCUCUAAAGGAGGGCUCUUUGCCUAAGAUCACUCUGUCCAGUCAGGGUCGUAACAACACUCAGGAUCUGGACUCAGAUCAGGAGAGUGUACGAAACAUGUGCUCCGAUAACAGACGGGGGCCAGGCAAAAUACGCAGACAUACCCUCCCUCCAAUUCUGCCCGAGCCUGAGCUGGAAAACAGAGUUUUUAAGAGCAGCCCUCAUGCCAGGCAAUUGAAAAAUUCAGCAGUAAUGACGCCACCGCCUAUUCAUGGCAAGGGUAACAGAGAGCUCCAGCCGUUGGCUCCUGAGAUCUCACUGAGCUACAGUCACCUCAGCCACAGUGUCAGCAGCCAAGUGGACUCAUCACCUGAGAGCAGUGAGGCCAGUGCUGAUAUCCCACUGUCACAUUCUGAGAGGCAGCAGAUCCUAAAGGGGGUUCAGAACAUUGUAGCAAAGGCCGCCUGUCGUCGCACCAAGGCCUUGGAAUUAGAUGCCCUGCGAUUACCACAGCCCUCAUCUCCCCUGGAUCCCAAAAAGCAGAAAAGUAGCCUUUCCAUGGGUGAAACGCCCCCUAGAGGUCUGCCUAUGCGACAGGACCGACAGCCUAGCCCUGAACUUAGACAUGCCACCUCGGACGAUAACUUGUCCAGCAGCACCGGGGACGGACCUGGCCCUCAGGUGACCUGGACGCGACCUCGCAACCGUCAAGUUACUAACAAAAAUCAAACCCCCAGAGAAGUGGACUUUGAGGCUCGUCGUAAGAAGAGGCGCUCACGUUCUUUUGAAGUCACCGGUCACGCACUCCCUCAAACCAAGACAAUGACAGCUCAGAGGUUUCGACCUCUGGAUAGCACAUCAGACCCUCAUCUUCACAUCAAUGGUCACCCCCAGGGCCCUGGACUCCGUCCACAUCACAGAGGGAUCCCUCUUCUCGCCAAACUCCGAGCACCCCACACUGGCCAGCAGAUGGGCUCAAAUGCAGAGUCCUCCACACAUUCAAAUAACAUGAAGAGAGGACCACAUCUACGUCAACCACAGCCUCUGCUCUAUAUCGCCACCACGGGUGCUGGAGGGCAGCGCACCCGCAGACACUGAGCUUUCCCACCGUCAUCUUCAACACCAGCACCAGCUCCCACACUCAAGCUGACACUGACUGAAAUGAACGUCAGUGAUUGACAACAGACAUGAGUGUGAGGCAGUGUCGUGGAGGAAAACCUCACCGUAGCUGGAUGCCUUCACACAUGGUCUCCUUAUGGACAUUGAUGGCGCUGACAGGCUGUAAACUGACAAGCCUACAGAUGCUGAAGUCUCCUCCCAUGGUUUCACUUCAGCCUGCUGUUGAAUAACUGUUAUUGUGAUGUCAGGAUGGUGUCGAGCUAGUGUCAAUGCACAAUAUUUGGUGCAUUAUGAGUCUAUAAAGUGUGGUGAUAAUCUGUGCUUUUUAUAAAGGCCAUAAACCAAGACAGUGAGCUGCGGAUGAGGGCUCACAGUAAUAAUUAAUGAGGAUCACAUGGGUGUAUUAGACUAAAUAAAAAUGACAGGUCAUUACAUUGAUGUGAAUAUAAUGGAAUGGUGCGCAAAGGCCUACUGUCAAAAUGUUCAUUAUCAGUGUUUCGUGUAGUGAGGUUGAAACACUGAUCUGACCAAACAGAUGAAAAUCUUCACUGUUGACACUGGUCUAAGGUUAACCUUGUGUUCUGUCCUUCCACAUGCCUUUCUUACCCAAACAAAUGUGUUUGUUGUGUAGAUAGUGACAAAGUUCAGUGUCACAGGAUGCUUUUUCAGAUUAGGUGUCUGUAUUUUUAUUGAAUUAUUUAACGUUGCCUUUUCUGUUAUGUUGUUGCUGUUGUCAUUGUUUUCAUAUUUAGUACUUUCUACUUUGUUUUGUACACUUUUUAUUUGUACACAAAUAAAUUCAAAUGAGUUUCCUUUAUAUUUAUGAAAAUAGUGCAUUAGUGUUUGUGAUCGAUUUAAAUGCUUACAUACAUAGGUUAACAUGUUAAGUACAUUUACACAUAAUAAUUUAACUAUCGAUAGUGACAUUAUUCCUGCCUACAAAAUGAAAUCUUCAUAACAGAGGUCCAUUGAUUUGGUUUUCUGCUGUUU
Cynoglossus semilaevis (tongue sole) is the source of this 4419-nucleotide messenger RNA. RefSeq names its product kinesin family member 19 (gene kif19). The coding region runs from base 367 to 3408 and encodes 1013 amino acids. The transcript is spliced from 21 exons. Gene Ontology annotation, biological process: microtubule-based movement. Gene Ontology annotation, molecular function: microtubule motor activity; microtubule binding; ATP binding. The record is from RefSeq and is a predicted model, not a curated record. NCBI's taxonomy places the organism in Eukaryota, Metazoa, Chordata, Actinopteri, Pleuronectiformes, Cynoglossidae.